Dictyostelium purpureum is the source of this 1044-nucleotide messenger RNA. RefSeq lists its product as uncharacterized. NCBI's taxonomy places the organism in Eukaryota, Evosea, Eumycetozoa, Dictyosteliales, Dictyosteliaceae. Gene Ontology annotation, biological process: mitochondrial L-ornithine transmembrane transport. The record is from RefSeq and is a predicted model, not a curated record. The transcript has 3 exons. Bases 1 to 1044 code for a protein of 347 amino acids. Gene Ontology annotation, molecular function: L-ornithine transmembrane transporter activity.
AUGGACCCAAAUACAAAUAAUAAAUGGGCAGCUAUAGGAAUAUUAAGUAAUGUAGGAAAAGACUUUAUAGCGGGUUCAGUAGGUGGAAUGUCAUCAGUAAUGGCAGGCCACCCAUUUGAUACAAUUAAAGUAAUGUUACAAGAUGCUUCAGGUAAUUUACCAAAAUUUAAGAAUGGUUAUCAAGCAUUAAAAUAUACAAUUAAAGUGGACGGUUUUAAAGGCAUUUAUAGGGGUUUAUCAGUCCCGUUAAUUUCAGUGUCAUUUACAAACUCGAUUUUCUUUGCGACUAAUAACUUUUUUCAAAAUUUUUUUCAUCCACCUUCAAAUAUACCGGGUGAAGAGAAUUUAAUACCUUAUCACAAAGCUGCAGCGGCAGGAGCGAUAGCAGGUGGUGUUAUAUCAUUAUUUAUUACACCAAGAGAUUUUAUUAAAUCAAAAUUACAAGUUCAAGGUAGACCUUUUGGAUCAACUAAUGUUUCAAUUCAAUAUAAAGGACCUGUCGAUGUAAUUAGAAAAACAAUUAAAAAUCAUGGUUUUUUCGGAAUGUUUAAAGGUAUAAGAUCCACUUUUUGUCGUGAUGUACCAGGUGAUGCUGCUUAUUUUGUAGUGUACGAGUUUAUGAAAAGAAAGUUAUUAGCUAUCUCUAAAAAGAAACAAGAAGAGAAAAACAAAUUAAAUGGUGUUGAUGCAGCAUUAUCACCAAUUAAUAGUAAAACAGGAGUACCAGCAUGGGUAGCCAUAGGUGCUGGUGGUUGUGCAGGUAUGUCUUUUUGGGCCUCAAUUUAUCCAAUGGAUGUAAUCAAAACUAGAAUUCAAACACAACCAGAUCACCUACCACAGCAAUAUACUGGCGUUAUUCAAUGUGCCACCAAACUUUACCGUGAGGAAGGUAUCUCUGUUUUCUUUAGAGGCUUUGGUGCUACAAUUCUUAGAUCAUUCCCUACAAGUGCCAUGAAUUUCCUAAUGUACGAAACUACUAAAAACUUAUUACAUUCAAAAUUUAAUACAAAAGAUGAAGAUGAACAUAUUUAUAAUGCUGAAUAA